AUGGAGAUCGCGAAAGAUAAUGAGAGCAAGUUGGAAGUCAGUGGCAUAGACGAAACAUGUUUGACUUUUAUUCUUCGAGAUGAAGAUCACACUCUAGGAAACUCAUUGCGAUAUGUCUUAAUGAAAAAUCCUCAGGUGCGAUUUUGUGGGUACAGUAUCCCUCACCCAAGUGAAAACAUUAUGAACAUCAGAGUGGAAACUUAUAAGGGGUCGGCAGCGGACGUUUUUCGGAAAGCCCUCCUCGAUUUGAGAGCGAUUUCAGAACAUAUCAAGGAAUCAUUUACAGUAAAAGUUGAGGAGUACCACACGCGUCAAGAAAAUGAGUGA
Messenger RNA from Chondrus crispus (carragheen), 327 nucleotides. RefSeq lists its product as hypothetical. NCBI's taxonomy places the organism in Eukaryota, Rhodophyta, Florideophyceae, Gigartinales, Gigartinaceae. The transcript has a single exon. The record is from RefSeq and is a predicted model, not a curated record. Gene Ontology annotation, molecular function: protein dimerization activity; DNA-directed RNA polymerase activity; DNA binding. Gene Ontology annotation, cellular component: RNA polymerase I complex; RNA polymerase III complex. The coding region runs from base 1 to 327 and encodes 108 amino acids. Gene Ontology annotation, biological process: DNA-templated transcription.